AUGAUGGAGAACAAUUGUUAUACAACAUUGAAACAGAACUUGAGGAACCUUCUGUCAGUGGGAGGCCAGAAUCCAAACAAGAUGGAGAUUCUUCACGCAACAAAUUUAAGGUGCCUUUCACUGGGGCGGCUUCCAGGCUGGCAGAUGAUAAGUCAUCAUGUCAACAAACCGGCCAGAACUCCAGAAGUUGUUGGUUCUCACUUCUUAGAACACUGCCGCUUCUCCUGCCUCAGGGGAGCAGAAGAGCUUUCCCAGGACUCCGAGGACAAUAGCUGUCCGGAGAGUCUCACAAGCGACCAUUCCAGCAAUACUGAAAAUCAGGAAUUUCUGUCUGAUAGAGCUCAGAGUUCUUGGAGAAAAACACAUCUAAGCCAGAGACAGAAUCAUCAGAAACACUGUCCAAAGACUCUGGUGAAAAACAAGCCACAGCUGUUGGCACCUGGAGAUGACAUUUUGAGUCGCAUUUCUCACUACAAUAACAGUAUACUGCAUAAAAGAGACAAAGCCCACAGCAGCGGUGACUGUAGUAAAGUCAUCUGUCCCACAUUAACCAUUACCCAACAUGGUGUUCACACAGAACGGAAGACCUACAAGUGCAGCAAGGGCGGAGAAGCCAUCAUUGAUAGCCCCCGUUUAAAACUCCAUCAGAAGGUCCUCUUAGGAAAGGGGUCCCCUGAACCUAGUACAUACAGUGACACCAGGCAUAGCUCCAGUGUCUCCAUUCAACAAAGUGUUCAGUCAGGAAAAAAGCGCUACUGGUGUCAUGAGUGUGGCAAGGGAUUUACUCAGAGCUCGAGCCUUCAGACUCACCAGAGAGUGCACAGUGGGGAGAAGCCUUACACCUGCUCUGAGUGCGGCAAGAGCUUUAACCAGAGCUCGCACCUGUAUGCUCACCUGCCCAUUCAUACAGGGGAGAAACCCUAUACAUGCAACACCUGUGGGAAAGGCUUCAGCCGCAGCUCGGAUCUCAACAUUCACUGCCGAGUGCACACUGGAGAGAAACCUUACAAGUGUGAGGUGUGUGGGAAGGGCUUCACCCAAUGGUCUCAUCUCCAGGCCCACGAGAGAAUCCACACAGGAGAGAAGCCAUAUAAAUGUGGAGACUGUGACAAAUGCUUCAGCUGUAGCUCAAACCUUCACAGCCACCAGAGAGUCCACACUGAGGAGAAACCCUACAAGUGUGAUGAAUGUGGAAAGCACUUCAGCUUGAGAUCUAACCUUCACAGCCAUCAGCGUGUCCACACAGGAGAGAAGCCAUAUAAAUGUGAAGAGUGCGGAAAGGGCUUCAGUUCAGUCUCAAGCUUCCAAAGCCACCAGGGGAUCCAUACAGGAAAGAAGCCAUUUUGCUGCAAUGUGUGUGGGAAGGGCUUCAGUCGGAGCUCAUAUUUUCGAGCCCACCAGAGAGUUCACACUGGGGAAAAACCCUACAAAUGUGAAUUAUGUGGAAAGUGCUUUAGCUGGAGCUUUAACCUUCACAGUCACCAGAGAAUGCACACACGGGAGAAACCAUACAAGUGUAAGGUGUGUGGGAAGGGCUUCACGCAAAGAUCACAUCUCCAGGUCCAUGAAAGAAUUCACACAGGAGAGAAGCCAUACAAGUGUGGAGACUGUGGGAAACACUUCAGCUGUAGCUCAAACCUUCACACCCACCAGAGAGUCCACAUGGAAGAAAAGCCCUAUAAAUGUGAAGAGUGUGGGAAAGGCUUUAGUCACGCCUCAAGUUUGCAUGUUCAUCAGAGUGUCCACACUGGUGAGAAGCCAUUCAAGUGCAAUGUGUGCCAGAAACGGUUCAGUCAGGCCUCACACCUCCAGGCGCAUCAGAGGGUGCACACAGGGGAGAAGCCCUUCAAAUGUGACACGUGCGGGAAAGCCUUCACUCAGAGGUCCAAUCUCCAAGCCCAUCAGAUUACUCAUACUGGGGAGAAGCCGUUCAAGUGUGAGGAGUGUGGAAAGGAAUUCAGCUGGAGUGCAGGGCUUACUGCUCACCGGAGGAUCCACACAGGACAAAAACCCUACAUGUGCCAGCAGUGUGGAAAGGGCUUCAGUCAGCCCUCGAACUUCCACAUGCACCAGAGGGUCCACACUGGGGAGAGACCCUACAUCUGCAGCAUCUGCUCUAAGGGCUUCAGUCAGAGAUCACAUCUCGUCUACCACCAGAGGGUCCACACUGCAGGGAAUCUCUAGGUUUGUUUUGCUGUCAGAUGGGCUUCCUGCUGCUUGCUGCUUGUUUAAAAAAUUCCCCCCCAAACCCAGAGACUUUGGGAGACUUCACGGGGAGAUGUGUUUCAGUUUAAGAGAUCAGUUCCUUUGCAGGGGUAGGGGGUGGCUGUUCAGGAACCUGCUCUGUAGACCACACUGGCCUCAGAUUCACAGUGAUAUACCUGCCACUGCCUCCCAAGUAAUGCAAUUAAGGUUGUGUACUAGCACCAAUUGAUUUCGAGAUCAGUUAUUUACAGAUGUCAGAAAUCAUAAAAGAGAGGAAAAUUGCUGUAUAAAUAUGUUCAUCAUGCUCAAAGAGUUCCAAGUCUGCUGCCCUCAAUAGGGAAAUCUCAGCAUCCAUCCUGGUCUAUGCAGAGAGCCCUCAAGGUAGGCUUUAACCAAAGUGGUCAUUGGCAGAACCAGUGUUGAUUGAAGCAUCACUUCCAAAUACAAAGAGCCCCUCUGUAUCUGCUGUGCAGAGCCGCAUGUGGCUCAUGGUUAAGCCAUUUCUGAAGCGAGUGUAGAUGUGUAGCCAUAAUGUUAUUGGGCUCUAUUAAAAGAUUAUAGUUAUAUUAUUCAGUGCUGAUAUCAGUGCCCUCAUAUCUGGUUGUAAUUCUUAUUCUGAGGAUCUUCUGUCUCAAUGCUGUAUAACCAUUGUUCCCCUAUUGUUCCCUGAUACAUCAAAAAAGAGCUGAACAGCCAGUGACUGAGUAAAGGAGAGAAUGGAGCUGGACUUCCUGACAGCCAGGGGAUGGGUAGAAAGAGGAAGUGGGGCAUUCAGCUACAGAGAAAGGUUCAGGAGAUGGCAUGACAAAACUGUUGAAGCAAAGAAAGUCAUAAAGUGCAAGUAUCUUGGGGAUUUUGGCUGGGAGGUAGCCAGAUUUGAUUAGAGGAUUUAAAUAGAGUAUUAAUUUUUUAAUAUUGUGCUAUAAAGCUUGUUAAAUCAAUAACAAAAUCUAGUCACAAUUAUUGUGGAGCUAGCCAGGGUAGGGAAAACUAAAUUUACACUAAGAUUUUUGCACUCAAUGUAGGGCAAGACUUUACAUAAAAUCCCAACUGAGAUAGAAACAAGUAUUCCCAAGUAUAGAGCAGUUUCUUAGCUCUCUUCUUAAUAAGUGCCAGAGCCCAGCAGCAGAGUUGAAUGGUUCUUGAGUCGGGAAUGAGGAUUGAAAGAAAAAUUAAUAAACCAACACACUACACAUGAGAUCUUCCUGAAGAAGGCUCUAGUAGAAAAGUAGUUGCCAGUUUAUUCCAGUAAUCCCGUUUUAAGUUAGAGCAAAAGCACCUCAGUACAAGAAUAAAUUCACAGGCACGCCAAAACUUCUUUACCUUGACCACCUGUCUGUGUGAUCAUCACACAAACAAAAGGUGUGAACUUAAGACAUCCCACCUGCUGUCUUAAACAAAAAGAGAUAGACUCAGCAGCUUAUCACUGACUCCAGUGAAGGUUGGGGAGAUCAAAGCAGCCUGGCAGACCAGCGGCUACCCACAAAUAAGAAAAAAAUAAAUAAAAAUUAGUUACUUAACAACAGCAGUUUUUUAGGCAGCAGCUCCUGGCUCUUUGAUGAGACACCUGCCCUGUUCAUGUGCAGCAAGGCCCAGGCAGGCAAUGCAGAAGCAGUCCUUUUAAGACACAACUCCUGAGGAAAAAAACGAGACUAAAACUGCCUCUUUAACACUGGGAAGCUUCCCUAUGUUUUCUAGCCAUUCAGGAGGCUAAAUACUUUUGAGAAGGAGCUCACGCUAGCCAGAGGAACAAGCCCUCUUCCUAGCCAGGGGAAAGGGAUUCAGUGAGACAGCUUCCAGUUGCAGCUUGGGUGGCAGAAAAGCUGCUCCCUGUAAAGAAAAGGACAUGGGAGGGCAGCUCAGAGCCUGGAAAAGCAGAACUCAGACAGAGAUAAAGAACAAAAUUUCUGAACAUGUAAAAAUUGUUUCAAGUUACGUUUUAAUGCUAAAAAGGGACAGAUUGGAGGUGAAAUUUCAUAGAUAUAAUUUCAAGUUGAUAGAUACAAAGGAAAUAAGACAUAAAGAUGAGAUGCACAAUGAUACAGAUCUUUUGUAUUUUAUAAUUUUAAGUGGUACAAAAAUAGAAAUAAAAGAUAAAUAGAUACUUGA
This is a messenger RNA of Psammomys obesus (fat sand rat), 4314 nucleotides long. RefSeq names its product zinc finger protein 235-like. The coding region runs from base 1 to 2184 and encodes 727 amino acids. Lineage: Eukaryota; Metazoa; Chordata; Mammalia; Rodentia; Muridae. The record is from RefSeq and is a predicted model, not a curated record. Gene Ontology annotation, molecular function: DNA-binding transcription activator activity, RNA polymerase II-specific; RNA polymerase II cis-regulatory region sequence-specific DNA binding. The transcript has 3 exons. Gene Ontology annotation, biological process: regulation of transcription by RNA polymerase II. Gene Ontology annotation, cellular component: nucleus.